UUCUUGAUAGGUAAUAUUACCAUUUUAAUAUAAUAGCUUUAAAGAACCAGAGCCUUAUACAUUGUGAUGUGAGAGACAGUACAUACUGUAUAUAGCUUUAGAGUCAUGAUCCCAUAAUUCAGAGAGGCUGGGAGCUUGGAGACUAGACACACUACUUUUAACACAGAUGCAGUUAACGUAUGUAAUGGCAGAGCGUAAGAACAAAUGAAUUCUGCUAUAUCAGGCCAAAGGCCCAUCUAGUCCAUCAUUCUCACAAAGGAGUACCUGAGUGCAAAAGCACUCUCACUUGUGACUGCCAGCAACUGCUAUUCAGUUGGCACUGCCGCUGGACAGUGGAGACAAACCUAUCCAUUGCACCUACUAGCCACUGAUGGUCUUCCCCAUGAAUUGGUCUGAUCUUUUAAAGCCAUCCAAAUUGGUGGCCAUCACUACCACAUGGAGCAAAUUCCAUAGUUCAACUAUGUGCUGUGUGAAUAAGUACUUUCUUUUGUCUGUCCUGAAUCUUUCAACAUUCGGUUUCCUUGAUUGGCCUCAAUUACAGUGGUACCUCGGGUUACAAACACUUCGGGUUACAGACUCCGCUAAACCGAAACUUAACCUCAGGAUGAGAACAGAAAUUGUACGGCGGCGGCAGCAGCAGGAGGCCCCAUUAGCUAAAGUGGUACCUCAGGUUAAGAACGGACCUCUGGAACGAAUUAAGUACGUAACUAGAGGUACCACUGUAUAAGUAUGUCUAUCCGCUUUCUCCACACAGUCCAUAAUUUUAUACUAUCAUGUCCCCUCUUACCUGGUCUCUAAAAAGCCCCAAAUAUUUUAACCUUUUCUCUUAAGGUACAGUGGUACCUUGGGUUACAUACGCUUCAGGUUACAGACUCCACUAACCCAGAAAUAGUACCUCAGGUUAAAAACUUUGCUUCAGGAUGAGAACAGAAAUCGUGCUCCGGUGGCGCAGUGGCAGCAGGAGGCCCCAUUAGCUAAAGCGGUGCUUCAGGUUAAGAACGGUUUCAGGUUAAGAACGGACCUCCGGAACUAAUUAAGUUCUUAACCUGAGGUACCACUAGAUAGAAUUGUAGAAUUGGAAGGGACCACAAGGGUCAUCUAAUCCAACUCCCUGCAAUGCAGGAAUUGCCCAGCGUGGGGCUUGAGCCCACGACCCUGAGAUUAAGAGUCUCAUGUGCUACAUUCUAUCCCCUUGAUCUUUUGUUGCCCUUUCCCAAACCUUUUCCAGCUCUACAAUAUCCUUUGAGGUGAGAAGAUGUCAGCAGUGUUCCAACCUCAGUCAGUCCAUAGAUUUUUGUAAUGCAUUAAGAUUUGGCGACUUUAUUGUCAGCCGCUUUCCUAAUGACCCCUAGCCUAUGCAUGCACACUCAGAAAGAAAUUCCAUUGAGUUCAAUGGCACUUACUCCCUGGUGCAUGUGCACAGGACUGCAGCCUUUAUUUUCAGAACUACUACGUGACUUUAAAAGAACAAUCUUUUUACUUAACCUACUUAAACACAGUGGGACUUGCUUACAAAUAAAUAUAAGCCUGAACAGCAGGCUAGAGAACCUCAGGCCCAGGGAUUCAGUGAGGCCCCCAUCUCAAGACUACUCUGGCUUUGCCCCUCACCAGCCCUGCUCCACACCGCCUUGGAGUGCUUUGUCUAGCUGGAAUGUGUCCUUGAACUGUGACAGAGUCUCCUGGUUGAAGAGAUUUAUGUAUAUAGAAACCCCUUGAUGUUUAUGCACCUAGAAUGUACUGUAUGUACAAUCCAAACCUUAUCACUUUUGCCUCUGGCCACAUGCAGCCCUGACAGGCUGUCCGUGGAAGGUUGACCCCCCAAAGGAAAUGUGCCCCUUAGCACAAUAUCUCUAUCACUUCCUGUGGCGGAAGUUAUUAGUUUCUAUGCUACCCUUCAUCUGAAGAUCACAGCGGUUUGCAAUAUAGAAACACAAAAAUCCAUGCCAUGAUAAAACAAAAAAUAUCCCACCCCGGUUUAAAAGGCUAUAUAGAUGGUUUAAUUAACUAAAGGCCUAGGAGAAGAUGUUUUUGCCUGGUGCCUAAAUAUAACAUAAUGAAGGUGCCAGGUAAGCUGGGCAGCGGCAGACUUUGGCAACGUGCCACCCUGAACAAGGUCCCCACCCUGAAUAUUUAUUAUUUUCACAAUAAUUCGUUACUUUUUAAUGAAUUAUUCUCAGCAAAUAUGGGUUUAAAUGUAAAUGCGUAUGUAUAAAUAGGGGUUUUGUUGUUGUUUUGCAUCCCUUAAAUCCGGCAUUGUCAAGGGAGAGCGGUCCACAAGCUGGAGCCAACGCCAAAAAGGCCAUUUUUCCGUGCUGCCACCCUCUGGACAACUGGUGGACGAGGCACACCAAGAAGGGCCUCCGAUGAUGAUCGCAGAGUCCGAGUGCGUCGGUUCCUAUUUAAACGUGCAUUGCUAUAUGCUUUAUAUUCUGCUGGCUCAGAAGGCCCAGCCAGUGCAGCGCUGUGUUCUCCCGGCGUCCCAACUGAUGCAAAGGAGCAACUCGCAAGCAGGACGCGAGCGCAAGAGCGCGGUGUGUUUUCCUCCCAUCCCCGGUUCCUCAAGAGGCACACUCGGGAAGAAAGUGCAUCCAAAUCGCCCUGGAAAUCUAAGCGCGCUGGCUUGAGAGAAGAUCCAGAAGCACAGAACAGAGCAGAUUCGGUUUCCAGGCUGUGUCGCCACUUUGGGGGAGCCUACCUUGGGAAAGCCCCUUCCACUCUACCCCGCUCCUCUUCCCAGAAGGCAGCGUGACUCGUUCAGUUGCCAUGAAACUGAAAGCCCCGGCGAGGAAGCGCGAGAGGGGGCGGCUGGCGGGGAAAGAGGAGGCCUGCUCUCGUCUCGGGAAACCGCGAGGCCUUUCCAUGCACCUCCGUCUCCCAAGCGGCUCGGCAGCAGGAAAAAGUUCCCUCCGCCCGGCCGGGCUGCGGGAGGAAGGGGCUCUGCUCCCCGGGAACUGCGCGGAGACGCGCGCGCAGCUGCCUUGGCCAGCCGCCCCGGUAAGUCGGAGGGCGGCGAGGAGGCGAGUGCAGCCGGGGAGUAAGCGCCGUGCAACUUAAUGGCACUUACUUCCGAGUAAACACGGGCGGGUUGGCUGGAGCUCGCGCGCUCGUUCGCCUUUGUCCACUGAAGGCACCCGCGCGUGUAGGGAGGAGAACAAAAGAACAGCCGGGCAUGCGAGGAACGUGCGAAGGGCCGGGACACGUGUACCCCGCCCACCACUCGCACCCGAAGGCAGUCGCCCUCUAACAAAAGCUGCCCGAGGCAUUCCGGCAGGAGAGGGGAGUGGUUCUUCCUGGGCGGGACAAAAUAAAGGAUAUGCAGGCGGCGACCCACACGCGCAAAAGCCCCGCCCUGAGGGAGCUGCCUGGCUCCACCCAGUGGUAGGGCCGGCCCCGCGUGGGCGCCUACGUCAGCCCCGCGCCCCUCCCGGCCCGCCGGGUUUGCUCCCCACGUGCUCCUGAGACGGAGCUCAGCCUUUCCUCCGUUGCUAUUGGCUUGCUUGGAGUCGACUAGAACAGCUGCUUGGGCGCACCCGGAGCGCUGCGUGAGUAAGUGCCUCAGUCUUGGGUUUCUCUCGAGAGGCGCGGGGAGGUUGCGGUGGAGGGACGGAAAGCGGGCGGGAGCUUGUGUGGCCUUUGAAGCCCCCUAGACGAGGACCUGAGAGGGGGCGCCCCAGGUGAGUCAGGGUGGUGCUGUAAUUAGAGAAUGGUCGGGAAUGGGUAUUGUUACCCAGCUAUAUGGCUUGCCUUUUAAUUUAGUGUUCUGUUGCUGCCGGAUGAGCUAGUGUCAGUUUGCUGUGAAUGGUUUACAGCGUUCAUGUCAAUGCAUAGCUGUCAACUUUCGGAUUUGAAAAUAAGGGAUCAGCAGCCUCACCUGUCCGGGGGACAGUCUACGGGAUAUCUAACGGUGCUGGAAUAAGAGAAUUUCCCACCAAAAAAAGGGAAGGUUUACAGCUAUGUGGCAUAGCUAAUUUUGUAUGUUUAGGUAGAAGCAAGCCCUAUAGAACUUGGGUUAUUCCCUCAAAUUGCAUGCAUGUAGUCUAAUCUGACUCAGAAGUAAAAGCCCUUUAGGCUCAGUGGUACCUCCUCCCGGGUAAGUGUACUUAGAUUUUGGUCUGGGCCAGAAACGGUUAAAUAAACUUGUUUCUGACACAGGCGAUUGUUUGCACUGUCCCUCUUUUUCUGUGCAAGGGAACCUGACAGUUCCUCAAAAUGGUGGGCGUGAAGGCACCGUGCUCAAGGAACAAAAGCACUUUAGGAAGUUUGGAGGCUUUUCUGAAAAGAAAGGGAGAUAAAAAGUCACCAUCUUUAUCCACCAUGUCUGUGAGAGAAGUCUGGGCUGCACAGUGGAAUUCUGUACAUGUCUCCUCAGAAGCAAGUCCGGAGUUUAGUGGGACUGAUCCUCAGCAAACUGAAUAUAUCAGAUUGCAGUAAAGGAAUAACCCUUUAUGUGGUGAGGUGGCCCAUAGACAGAUUAAAAUAGUGUUCUAGAACCCUAUGCAGAGAUUUGAUUUCUCUGUAUAAUCUCUGUGGAGCCAUUUGUGUCGUUUGUUGUUGCUUUGUACACCUGAGGUUGGAGUUCUUGGGCUCUGAGAGAAUCUGCUCUUGUCCUGCUUCUCCACAUGGCAGUAAUUGCUUUAUGAAAGUGAAAUGUCAUCUGUGUGGUGAAUAGGCUUGUAUGAUGAGUUCUCUCCCGGUGAUGCAGGAAAUCUUGGGAAAGAUGGCAUUGUGCUAGUAGGCAGGAGGACUUGGAAUAACUUUAUCUUUUUAGCUUUUGUAGACUCGUUUCUCAGUGGGCUCAACAAUGUUAAAAUAUCACAGUGCAAUCCUACUAUAUAUGUAGUAAGUCCCUGGGGCUUGCUGAGGGCGUGUAAAUGGGCACAGAGCUGCAGCCCUAACCUUGGUUUUGUUGAAAAGGGCCCACCUCAGUGUAUAAAAUAACAUAAAUGAAAAAUGCAUUGAGGCAAGCUGUUAAUUAUAUAUAAAGCCGAACAUUCAAACUAGCACAAUCUUCUGGAUCAUGUUAUAAGGUCUGUGCAAUUCACAUGCUGCAUUUUUUUUUCCUUUUUCAAAUCCAAAUGCACUAUAAUUUACUGAAUAUUGCAAAUGGGGCUUCGUGAGAUUCAAAGGGAAUAGGACCAGUGGCAUCAAUUAAAAAACCCCAGAGAGCAAGAAGCCAACGACAUCUGCUGUGAAUGUUUCUUGACAAAUCAGGCUCACGUUGUAGAUGGGGGGAAAUCUCUGAAACCAUUAGGUUGCUGUGUUUUGUGUACACCUAAAUAUGGUAUUUGUACUGGAUUAUAGUCAUUCAGGAAAUAUUAAAGACUUUAUGGCCAUUGGCUGUCUCUGUCUGUGGUUAGCACUUGCAUUUUUUCCAGGAGACAAGAAUCAGUAUUCACUUUUGAUGACAGAAGGGUACAUGGAGGAAUUCAUCUACUUUGGGAAAGCAUAAGCUGUAAAUAAAGCAAGUCCAGAAUAGAUCGUGCUGUAAUGGAAAAUCUGUAAUUUUCUUUAUCAAAUCAUGAGUCUUGUGGUACUGCAUAUAGAUAUGAGGGUUUGGAGUUAGCACACUGAGAUGGGGAAAUAAGGUCCCUGAGUACCAGCGGUUCACACACUCUGAAUCCCUGGGCAGCAAUGUUACUUCGUGUAGGAAAAGGCUAUAUAUACAUCUACUUUUGGUAAACAGACUCUAUAAAUGGAGCUCACUAUCAGUCAAAUAAAUUCAGUGUGUCAUUACCCUCCUCCCUCAAAUAAGGAGCUGUUUGCAGCUCAAAAUGCAUUGGAGCUCUUUAAAGGGUUUCAAUAAAAAGCUAUUUCCUGCUCUUGCUUUGAGUUGUUUUCUCCUACAUUGGUAAAUGAAAGUCUGUGAUCUUAGUAGCAGAUCGUGGCUCUCAUGGGGUGAGGCGUUGCAGGUUAGAUGAGAGCUUCCGGACUCUAGUGAGGCAUCCAGUGUCGUGUAAUAGUUAGAGUGCCGGGCUAGAACCUGUGAGGGACGGGGGUUCAAAUCCCCACUUGGCCAUUAAGCUCAGUGGGUGACCUUGGGCCAGACGCUGCCGCUCAGACUAAGCUAACUCACAAAGCUCCUUGGAGAGAAAGGUGAGAUGGAAAUGCAAAUUAUUAUUUUUUUAAGAGGGGGCGGGUGGCGCUGUGGUCUAAACUGCUGAGCCUCUUGGGCUUGCUGGUCAGAAGGUUCGCAGUUCGAAUCCCGCGACGGGGUGAGCUCCCAUUGCUCUGUCCCAGCUCCUGCCAACCUCGCAGUUUGAAAGCACAACAGCGCAAGUAGAUAAAUAGGUAUUGCUGCGGCAGGAAGGUAAACGGCGUUUCCGUGUACUCUGGUUUCCGUCACGGUGUUCCCUUGCGCCAGAAGCGGUUUAGUCAUGCUGGCCACAUGACCCCGAAAGCUGUCUGUGGACAAACACCGGCUCCCUCAGCCUGAAAGUGAGAUGAGCGCCAUAACCCCAUAGUCGCCUUUGACUGGACUUAACCAUCCAGGAUUCCUUUACCUUUAUCUUUUUACCUUUUACCACUUUUCACCAUAUAGAAAACAGUGCUCAGUAUAAUUCAAUUGUCAGCUGCUUGAGAACAUAGUUGACUUUUUUGUGUGCUUCCAUCCUAUAUUAAAUUUCCAUUUAAUAACUACUUCAGUGUUCUAGAUAUUGGUGAGUGCAUUGCUGUACAGUUGCUGUACAGUUUGGGGAAUCAUAAGAUUUAGUCCAAUAUGUAAAUUCUGCUACACAUUGUCUGCCAUUUGCAGCUUUGCAUUUUAUUACUUUUACCACAUCAUUACUAAUUUACUGUUUAUUGAAACAUGUGCCUUCCUCUGCUUCAGACAGGUUUACUCAUUUUCAUAGAAUACAUUCUACUUCUAAUAAAGACUAGAGAAGUAUCUGUAAAUAAAAUGUUUCCAAGAUGAGCAUUUUAAAAAAGAAAAUUGUGUAAUACCAAUCUCUUGUAUGAAAUGCUUAAGAUAAAGUGAUGAGUUUACAGGAACCUAGAUCCAAAAUCUGGUGGGAGGAACAUUAAAAUCAAGAAAUAAUGGAGAAAAAAAUACUUUCUCUCUGCCUUCUCUUGUAUUUAAAGAAGUCAGAGAGACAAUAAAUGUACACAGGUGGUAUUUUUGUGAUGUAAUUGGUACUGUUUCUUGAAGCAAUAGAGCUUUGAGCUGAAAUCCUGAACAUGCGUGCUUUGGAAGUAAGUAUCGCUGAAACAAAUACUGCUUGCUUAACACUUAUGGACUGAGCAGAUAACUGUAAAUGAAGCCUGUGGGUGAGCCUGAGAUAAUUGACACCGUCAUACCAAGUAGUAGGAGAAGCUUGAUCAUCAAGUAAGAACCUUAAAGAUAAUGCUUGUGUGCUUAUUUUGGUCAUGACCUCUACCCACUUAUUACUGUAAAAUAGUGAAAACCUCACAACACAUAGGGAACAUAGAGUUGAGAUUCAUAUAAAUUAAAUGAAGCUACAUAAGAGAGGUGAUAAAGAGGGACCUGAGUGAGAGACAGGCCAGAGUAGGUUUUCCUCAAGGUGUGAGGCUAAGGAAGGGGAAGCUGGGAAGACUACUUAUUUGUACAAUGGUACCUCGGGUUACAGACGCUUCAGUUUACAGACUCCGCUAACCCAGGAAUAGUACCUCGGGUUAAGAACUUUGCUUCAGGAUGAGAACAUAAAUCGCACGACUGUGGCAGCGGGAGGCUAAAGUGAUACCUCAGGUUAAGAACAGUUUCAGGUUAAGAACAGACCUCCAGAACGAAUUAAGUUAACCAAGGUUCCACUGUAUGUGGAUUGAAGAUUAAGGGGAAAGCUAGGACAGAGGGCUAUAUGCUUUAUUUACGCUGGUGGUGCUGUGGUCUAAACCGUUGCUCUGUCCCAGGGCUUGCCAACCUAGCUGUUUGAAAGCAUGCCAGUGCAAGUAGGUAAAUAGGUACUGCUGUGGCAGGAAGGUAAACGGCGUUUCCGUGCGCUCUGGUUUCCGUCACGAUGUUCCGUUGCACUAGAAGCGGUUUCGUCAUGCUGGCCACAUGAGCCGUAAAGCUGUCUAUGGGCUAAUACCGGCUCCCUCGGCCUGAAAGCGAGAUGAGCGUCGCAACCCCAAACAGUGGUACCUCGGGUUAAGUACUUAAUUUGUUCUGGAGGUCCGUUCUUAACCUGAAACUGUUCUUAACCUGAAGCACACUUUAGCUAAUGGGGCCUCCUGCUGCUGCCGCGCCGCCGGAGCACAAUUUCUGUUCUCAUCCUGAACUGAAGCGUCUUGAAGCAUAUGUAACCCGAGGUACCACUGUAUUACUAUUAUUAUUGGUGUUACUUUUAAUGUUUCUUAUCUCUCUCUGUUCUCUUUCUUUUCUUGUUCUGUCUUUUCCAUCUUUUUGAUUAUGUUUGUUCUAGAUACUGUUUUAUUGUAUUGUGAACACCGUAAUGAAAAAUGGGGGGGGGGGAGGAGAUUCAUAUGAAACAACAGAAUAAAGGUAUACAGGAGAUAAGCAACAAUUGGGGUACUCGUAACCUUUUAAUAUAUUUUAAUGCUUGAUGCAUCUAGUAGUAACAUUUGAGACUUAAGCUAAUGGCAUCAUUUUAUGUGCCUCGUUCUGAUGUUUUCCUCCCCCUGCCCACCGACUGACAAACUGAAAAUAGCAAUACUUCUAAACUGGGGGUUUGGGUUCAUUUUAAAAACGAACUUCUGAAGAAAGUCAGUAAUGAAGCAAUAAUAGAUGGCUUGUAGUUGACCAAGGUGUAAUAAACAGGAAUUGUUCCACUGUUCCUUUACAGGUGGGUGUCUUUCAGAGUUUCUUUUACAGCUUUUUUUUUUUUUAACCAACAUAAAGACUCAUAAUUAUGGUGCUGUGACUAAAACCAUUGUAUGAAAUGGAGUAAUCUUGAGAGAAUAAAAAAGAAUCAAGUAAGUCUUUUGGAGGAAACUGUGUUCAUUGUAGGAAGAACUGUGAGUACCUAUCGAACCCCCAAAGGGAAUAACUAAAGAUGUAUUGUUCCUGAUCAAGAAUAGGAAAGGGGGGAAAUGCAUUGUUUCAAACGUUUUUAGUAUGAAACAUUCUAGGGGCAUGGUUGACUGAUUUCUGCUUUCCAGUGUUUUAAUAGCCUUUAGUCAUAUUCAUCAGUAUUAUUUUUCUAGAAAAAGAGGCCCGGAGCUCACCAUAAACACCUCCCUCGUUCUCUUAGAAUGGCAAUGGCGCCCACUUGAGAGGUGCCGGAACUGAGUUCCGGUGAGUUCCGGCUGGAAAAAAGACCUGAUAUUGAUUGAUUUAGGAUGUUACAGGUGCUCACAGUUCAGGGUGUGAUAGUUAAAUAAGGCAAAAAGUAAUGUGUGGACAGGUUCGGAUUUUUUAGGAUGCUUAACCAUUACUCAGGAACAAUGUGUGAUAUUUGGUGUUAGUCAGACUUGGAGCAGGCCUGUUGAAAUGAAUCAACAAGUCAAUUGCUCUCAGUGAGUCUACUCUGAAUAUGACUAAAAUAUAUUAACUCAAUUGUGUAAUAUAAUACCUGUAGAUUGCCAGAUUAUAUUUCCAGAGCAGACAUCUUCAAGCUCAUGGUUUUUCUUAUAGAAUGGCUUUAGAUCUAACAUAUAUGCAGAGUUUUCCAGGAUAUAAGCUCUCCUGUAGAGGGUUCCUCUUUUCCUUUAUCUUUCCACCAUAAAUACAGGCUUAAUCCAGCUCAAACUAAGUGUGUACAGGUUCCCGCCCCCCCAAAAAAAACUUAUGUGGGGGACACGUUCUGGGUGCCCGUGCACAUACGCAAAAAUUGCACAAGUAGCGAGCACUCUCUGAACAUCCUUUAAAUGCUACCUCUGCCGCUCUCCCUACAAUCUGAACCAAAAAUAUUGUAUCCAAAAAUACCCAUAACUAGAAUUGAACCUCUGGGGCAGGUUGGAGGACACUUGGAAAAGCGGCUGUUGCUGUGCUACCAUGCACGUCAGCUGUUAAGCAGAGGGGCAGCCUAAACAAGGCCCCGCUGCGCCCCAAGUGUCUUUUCAAGACCUCUCUGCCUUCACUGACAUCCUCGUAGGGCUCCGUCAGGACUCUCCAGCACUCUUCUGCCAUUUCCAGGUUUGAACUGAAUGAAUUAUUUCCUAGUGUCGUGUGUGUAUACGCAGUAGCAACCUGGGUGGGUGUGUGUGUGUGUGUGUGUGUGUGUGUGUGUAACACCUGUGCUUGUAUUGCUCACAUGGAAAUCAAACUGGACUUCAGUGCGCUCAGAAUUGGUUUUCUUGUUCUGUGAGCUUACUCAUCUUGGUAUCCAUUUAUUACAACCAUGGGUUCAUUUGAGGUAAAGUAAAGCGAAUCAGAAUGAUCGAGAUUAGAGCUUUCUGCCAAUAGGAAAGUGAUUUCUGUGAACUGCCCUGAGACCUCCAAGUAUAGGGCGUUAUAUAAACCCAUUAAAUAUUAAUAAUAAUUCACCUGUCUGGCUUAGCUAGUCUUCACAGCCUUCUCCUUUGCAUGAGGAUUUUGUCUGGGGUCUGUCUGUCUCCCUUCUGGUUUGCUUGUCAGGUGAACAGAGCAGGAGCAACGUAGGAAGGUGUGUCUAGGACAGGGGUCAGCAACCUUUUUCAGCCAUGGGCCGGUCCACUGUCCCUGAGACCAUGUGGUGGGCCAGACUAUAUAUUUUUUUGGGGGGGUGAACGAAUUCCUUUGCCCCACAAAUAACCUAGAGAUGCAUUUUAAAUAAAAGGACAUUCUGCUCAUGUAAAAACACGCUGAUUCCCGGACCAUCCAUGGGCUGGAUUGAGAAGGCGAUUGGGCCAGAUCCGGCCCCCGGGCCUUAGGUUGCAUACUCCUGGUCUAGGAGGAGGAGACAGGGUUAAGUACGCCGAAGUAUGAAGAAUGAACCUGUCAACCCCGUGUGCAGCCCUGUGAAAAAGUUAAGAGAUUAGGAAAUGGGCUGAAAAUAAACAGCUAGUAUCAUAAUUCAGCUAUACAAGUCUAUGGUUUGUCCUGACUUGGGAUGCUGUGUUCAUUUACAGCUGCCAUACCUAUAAAAAUAUAUUGUGGAGCUGGGGAAAAUGCAGAAAAGGACAACUCUCCUAUGAGGGAAGGUUACCAUGUCUGGAGCUUUUGGGGGGAGGACGGGGGGAUAUGUUAGAGAUGUGGGAAAUUAUACACAUGGUGUGGAGAAAACGAGUAGGAAGAAGUCGCCCUCUCAUAACACCAGAGCAUGGAGUCAUCCAAUUGAAAGCCCUUUUUAGAAAUGCACAAUAUGCUUCUACAGUCUGGAAAAUAUUUGACAAAUUUUUAUGGCUUCCUUGGUAAAGAGCUAUCUUUAAUUGUUUAUACUUGGUCAGGAUGCUAGAUGAGUACAUGCAGUUCUGUAUAUCAAAUUGGUGUGUGCUUUUAUGCAAUCUUCUUGCAGCUUGCCUAAAAAGGGAGAAAUACGAUUAAAACCUAUUUAAGAUGCAGAAUGGAAGCACCAAGCAAUCUGCAAAGGGAGACAAAUGUGCAAAUUAAAAGCUUAAAUGAAAGUUUGUUUGAUUUUAAACACCUCAAUAGCUUUCCUAAAGUUUUAAAGAUGGGGGGAUACUGAUAUUCAAAACUCUGAGUGAGAGAUAGCAUAGGGGGUUUUGAACACAGGUCUUAUACCUUGUUAAGUAGACCCUACCAGCCUGGUAGUACUCUUACACUGUAUUGAUCAAUAACAUUUUUAAACUACGCUGCUUAAGUGCCCUCCUACUUGAACGCUACAUUUACUUUUUGACUUCUUACAAAGUUAAAACACCAUUCUCUCUAGACUUCAUACCAUGAUAUUGGGGUCUCCAUUAUCCCUUUCAGGCUGAUUGUGUGCCUUUGUCAUUCUUUAUAAACAAAGACUAUUGUUAAAUACUAUUUUUGUAAUUCGCACCUGACGGUUGUUCAGAAAUCCACAUGUUCUUGAUUUCACAUCUGUGCCAGUAAUCAUUUCCAUCUCCGUCCUUACUGAUGCAGCACACUGUGUGCAAACCAAGUCGUGUCUGUUUCCUUCCUAUUUCCUUUGAUUAAAGUCUGCAAGGCACUGAUAGCAGUAGGAUACAUUGAAAGGUAAACAACUUAAAUGAUUACUACCUGUUUCUCAUUUGUCCAGAUUUAUUGGACCCAGACCCUGUUUAAUCCCUGGGGCUUUCCCUGGGGCUCUUCUCAGAAGAGGAGACAUUUAUUGGCAGUGUGCCUAGAUAUGAAUUUUUUUAAAAGGUUUCCCAUAAAGUGCUUCGCUGUGGGUGAAAUUGACUGGGACAGCAGUUCUCAAUCUUUUUCUCCCCGUGGACCUCUUGGAAAUUGCUGUGUGCCUUGGUGAAUCACUUAAAGCUUUUGUCUUCAAUGCCAGCAUCAUCGGCAAACCAGCAACAUAUUAUGAGAAUUGCAGGGUCUAGGCCAGGCUGCUGAAAAGAGAUAUUUAGGAGGAAAUUGAUAGACUGCACUACUGCUGUAUUAUGAAAAUGAUCUCUCUCGACGCUGACCCUCCCUCCCCCAGAUGGUGCAAAAAAGGAUCAUGGGACCUAUCUAGCCUCUUCCAUAAAUCCAGCCCAGCAGUGGUCAAAACUUCCUGAGAUCUCCAUUGUCAGAAAAGAAAAGAGCAGGGGCAAGGAUGGAUUUAUCUGAUAGUUAUGGUGACCACUGUUCACUAUAGCAGCUUGCCCUAAAAUAUGAGGAGAGAGAGUAGAGGUGCCUUUUGAAAACAAGGAAUACUAGGGAAACCUUUGAACCUGGAAGGAAAAGGUUCUUGGCAGAUUGACUUGCAGAAACAAAUUUUCUUUUGGGCCUGCCUAGAUGCUUAGUCUUCAGAGGCCAAGUAGAUAAAUAGGUACCGCUCUGGCGGGAAGGUAAACGGCGUUUCCGUGUGCAGCUCUGGUUUGCCAGAAGCGGCUUAGACAUGCUGGCCACAUGACCCGGAAGCUGUAUGCCGGCUCCCUUGGCCAAUAGAGCGAGAUGAGCGCUGCAACCCCAGAGUCGGUCACGACUGGACCUAAUGGUCAGGGGUCCCUUUACCUUUAAAUGCUUAGUACAAAAAUUCAAGCCUGACCUUGGAGGCUUGCUAAAGCAAUACAAACUUUUGCACAAGUCCACCUUUUCUGAAUUCUCAUGCCAUCGUCAUCUUUUCGUUCUAACUUUUUAAUGGUGCUUUUCUUGAACUUUAUUUUUAUUUUUAAUUCUGCAAGUAGCCUUACUGCUUUGCACUUGCUAUUUACUACUCUGAGUUCAUGGGGAAAGUGGAUUAUUAAUUUAUUCAUUUUAAAAUCAGUGUAAUGACGACCACUGUUAUGUAACUGAGAAUAAUACAAAAGUGACAAACAAAUCAAAUAAUUGUUGGUUACUUUUUUAAAUAAAAAAACCCCCACACAAUUUAAUACAAUAAUGCAAUGUCUCCUUUACAAGAAGUACCAUAGCACCUCAAUGUAGGAACUUACUUACAGGCUUGUUCUCUUACCCUACUUAGAGAAUAACUCUAAAGCCAACAGAGAAACAUGUGGAUUCCCAUUAACAAAAACACUUUUUCCUGAUAUACCUGGCCUGCAGUAGAAGGGGCAAUUGCAUGCAUGACACCACGCACUGAGGUGCAAUUCAAAUGCAUGUCAGAUUGCUCAUAUGACAGCUUUGCCAAAUCACUGUUUGCUGGAUUAGUGGUACACUAGGUGCUAAUUUUGAUUUGUGUGUCUGAACCAUAUGAAAGAUUACGCAAUUAAAAAAAAACAGUUAUUCUUCCCUUGGGUAAUCAUGGUUUCAAAAAUAUAUAAUUAUUGGCAAUGAAGACGUAGUCCCCUGGUUUUCAUUAGUUAGUCCAAACCUUUACUUAGGAUAGUAAACCCAGUUUAUAUUCUGCCAGCUUGAAUAUGUUCAGGGCUGCCACUGCAAAUUUCUCUUUCAUAUCUUUGUAAAAAAAAAAGGUAAAGGUAAAGGACUCAUGGACGGUUAAGUCCAGUCAAAGGUGACUAUGGGGUUGCGGCACUCAUCUUGCUUUCAGGCCGAGGGAGCCGGCGUUUGUCCACAGACAGCUUUCCUGGUCACGUGGCCAGCAGGACUAAACCGCUUCUGGUGCAAUGGAACACAGUGACAGAAGCCAGAGCGCACGGAAAUGGCGUUUACCUUCUCACCGCAGUGGUACCUAUUUAUCUACUUGCACUGGCGUGCUUUCAAGUUCACUCUGUCGCAAGCCCAAGAGGCUCAGUGGUUUAGACCACAGCGCCACCUGCAUCCCUAUAUCUUUGUACCACCCUUGAGUUGUGUAGGAAGGAACGCUCUCACCCUUCCAGUCAUCCACACGUUUCGCUUUCUCUGUGCUGUCCCUUUUUGACAAAGUAGAAUUCACAUAAAAGACAAAAAUAUCCUGUUUUCAGAUUCUCAGCAAUCAAGUUAUUUUAGAAUAAAGGCACACCAAAUUUCAGCAUUCUGCCUGUGCAAGUUUCUUAACAGUUUUGACAUUUCCAAGAAUGAGUCAUUCCUAAAUAUCUUCAGUGUGUUCAGCUGUUAUGCAAGGCACCACAGAAUUUCAGACUGUUCACACUUACCCGGAAGAAAACCCCCGUAAGCACACUGGGGUUGACUUUUGAGUAAACGUGCAUAUGAUUAUAUGGUACGUUUCUGAAUGUUGUAUAUGUUCAACUCCCAAUUAAGUGCAAGUUCCUUGCAUUUCUAUAAAAGGUUUUAUAUAUAUAUAUAACAAAGGGAAACAAAAACUGAAAUACCAAAAACAGAGAAGUCCUUACAUAAAAGAAAACAAGAACUGUGCAGUAAUUGGAGCAAGAAAAUGUUUUCUUAUGUUGGUAUGCUCUCUCAUCUUAAACUCUGUGCACAACCCUUAUGGGAAUACUUAAUACCAUCAUUAAUUUAAAAAUGUAGCUCCAACAUGAAGCUCCUUUUUAGGAGCUGCGGAGCUCUUGAUUUCCAUGUCUCUAAUGUCUAUAAAUAUGCAAGAACUCAAGAACCACUUCUGCUGUUUUUGUAAAUAACACGCAUCUUGUUUGUUACAAUAUGGAAAUCACAGACAUGGGGAGCAGAAAAGAAGAAAGAAGCACUAAUUGGUAUUAACCAUUAGAAAAACAGCAGCAAAUUAGGGAGUGCUGGGGGAAAAACAAUAAAGCCAAAGCAAAUGCUGUACAUUAUAUUCUUUGUUCCUUUUUAGCUUGUGUAAAAAUGCACGUUUUGAAUUUAGCCAUAAUCAUGUUAAAACAAUGCAGUGCUUUAAACAUGAAGCAUUCUUAAUAUGCAGUGUCCCUACAGCAGUUUGUUUUAAUUCAUAUUGGGGAAAGGUAAUUAGACUCUGGAUUUUUAAUGAGGCAUUCAAAGGAAUAAUUAGCAGUGUUCCUCAACCCUUAAAAAAAAGAGAAUUUAAAUUUGCCCUUUAAAAAAAGCUUUACUUUUGUUUGUAGGUCUAGUGCUGUGUGGUUUAUUUUGCAAUAGUGAUCACAUUAUGGGUGUUUUUAGCUUCCUGGGCUGUGCAAAGGCUAAUCAAAGGCAUUUAGCGUAUAAACUGAACUGCAGCAAAUGUUUUUCUCUGCAGGUUUAUUUAGCAACCUCAACCAAUCAAGUACCUAAAGCUUGGCAAGCUGUCCAUCGAACCCCAAAACACAACUGCACCUGAUUUGUAGCAUAAAAUGUUUCUUAAUUGACCUGAACACACAGGCUACCAUGCUACUUCUCUGGAGUAAUUUGGUAGCAUGUUUAGGCUUUUUGUUGUUAGUUUCUGAAGGUGUCUAUUAGCCUGUGAUGGAUUUUUGCAAAGGAAAAUCCCUGUUCAUUUCCUUCAGGCAGAAAAAGCAAGGAGGAGGAGUGGUCUGGGAUUUGAGUUACUUGGGAGUCAGCUUGCUAGUUGCUGAAGGGAAAAGUCCCUUACUCCCUUCCAGCCUUAUACCGUAUUUUUUGCUCUAUAAGACUCACUUUUUCCCUCUUAAAAAAUAAGGAGAAAUGUGUGUGCGUCUUAUGGAGCGAAUGCAGGCUGCGCAGCUAUCCCAGAAGCCAGAACAGCAAGAGGGAUCGCUGCCCAGUGAAAGCAGUAAUCCCUCUUGCUGUUCUAGCUUCUGAGAUUCAGAAUAUUUUUUUCUUGUUUUCCUCCUCCAAAAACUAGGUGCGUCUUGUGGUCUGGUGCGUCUUAUAGAGCGAAAAAUACGGUAUUUCUUCACAGUAGGAGCAUAGGAAGCUGUGUUACACUGAGUCAGUCUGUUGGUCCAUCUCAUAGAAUCAUAGAUUCUGUGCUCAGUUUACAUAUGCAGACUAGUGACUCUCCGGGCAGAGAGGAAAUCUCCAACCCUACCUAUAGAUGCUGGAGAUGGUUCUCAGGACCGCCUGUGUGCAAAACAGAUGCUCUUCCAUUGGACUUGCUUCCUUUCCCCUAAAUGAGGAAAUCUCAUUAAGGAACACCGGCAACCUACAACCCAGCUAAUGUAGAAGCUGAGAGCGUGAGCUGUGCUGUCCCAUUCAAUUCUCAUCUCUGAGGUGCCCAGUCCCUGUCAGUGUUGAAUGACAUUUUAAGAAGAUAGUGAUGUAGAACAGUAUGUGUGGGGUGGGUUUUAAGAACCACUUGCGUGUGGAAAGUUAAAUGCCAUAUGUUAGGACUUGGGUUUGAGGCAGGAAACGUAUAAAAAUAUAAGCAUAGAGCAUUUGCUUCCUGUCUCACACGUUUGAACUCUGUGUCCUUUGAACACAAACUGAAGAAAAUGUGCGUGUAUACACACACACACACACACACACACACACACACUGCUAAUGUCUGAGUGAUACUGUAAAACAUACACCCUGGUAGAAUAAAUUAGUUUAGACCCAUUCAAAUAUCGGCAAUACAGUAAUUAAGAACCACAGAAAUCAAAGAGGGUGUGCUUCCUUUCCCCUCAUGACUGUACAUAUUGAGCUGUUUGUAGCUCCAAGCCUGAUACUCUUGAGAUGUGAGGAAAGUAUAAUGAUAGGUUCUCAGCUAGCAUCACUCUCUUCAUUCUUGUGUUUGUAGCUCUAUGCCCAUGGCCGCUGAAGACCUUGCAGGCAACUUAGCAAAUCUCUACAUUCGGCAGAAUUCUACCAGUGCCAUUUCCUUAGACUUUGAGCCUAAUGCCGACUAUCAGUUUGUGGAAAUCGUAGAAGAACGAUACAAAUGUGCCUAUUGCCACCUGGUCCUUCACAAUCCUCACCAGACGGGAUGUGGGCACAGAUUUUGCCAGCGUUGCAUAGUCUCUCUGAGGUAAGAAAUGUCCCUUCCUUCUCUUACAUUCAGAUCCAAACCCUCCCUUUCCAUCCCUGAAAACUAUGGAAAUUGUGUUUGUGUGAGGGCUGGGGAACAGGAUCCCAUUUUGGGAGACCAUUUUGGCAGGUGAGUAGUGCUGCCCACCUGUCAGUCACCUGACAGCACCAUAAUGUCAGGUGACCCAACUUCAAAGGAAAUAAUCAUGUGCUCCUGAUUCUUCCUCUGCCGGAAAGCUUGAACUCAAGCUGUGCUUCAAAGGAAGAUCCCUACUGCAAAAGCAAUGUUUGCAGCCACAAACUCUGGAUCGGCUACACUCAGGAAUUCCUAAGCGAAUUGGAUCCCAGCAUUAUGUUGGGUGUGGGCUGAUAGAUGUGGCUUGGGGAAACAGAUUUGUGGGCCAAAUGAGGACCCCAGCCAAGCCUAAUUAUUCCUGCAACUCCACAAGCAAUGUGAACAGCACAUUACUAUAAUCCUAAGGUGUGUUAGUUUUCCUCUUGCUUUAGUCAACACAUUUUCCCAGCGCAACUUUUAAAAAAUUUUGUGGACAUCUGAGGCAUGAGCAGUUCAAUAUUAAAACAUUCUGAAAUCCCAUUAACUUCAUUGGAGGCCCUUUAAACACAUACUUCGCUGCUCAGUAAAAUGAAUGGGGAUUGGAUACACUUUGGUCUGGUUCAUGUCCAUAUGUUAGAUGUGUUGUGAUCUUAAAUAAGGCUUAUUAUUGCAGCUUCCCAUAGAAGCUGGUGGGUUUUUCUUUCUGGGAAGUCCCUCUUUCCAACGCCUGAAAAAUUAUAGCAGUAAUAUUAAAGUGCUACAGACUUGGUGUGACUUUGCCGUAGAGAAGAGAUGUAGAAAAAUUUAAAAACGAAACUUUAACUCUGUCUUGUAAAAGUACCCUUUUGAUUCACCUAAGUUUCACUUCAGAGUCAUACUGGUUCCUUCCUUUCUAAAAUGCCUGCACAGUUACUUUCUAGAGUGAAAUUGAAACGCUGUAAUUUCUAAAGUGUCACUUAACCGUUCGAUCAUAUGCUUGUCUACUUGGAAGUAAUUCCCAUUUGUUUCCAUUAAGCUUACUCCCAAGGUAAUGGGGUAUGGGAUGGCAGCCUAAUGCUGCGCGACUGUGCACAUUUACAUGGAAGUAAGAACCUCUGAGCACUAAAUAAAUAUGCAUAGGAUUGUGUUGUGUGGGUUUUAAGACUUAUUGAUGAGAAAGUAAUAAUUGAUGUACCAUGCCCUGGGAUCACUAGUGUGGUGUAGGGCAGGUUUAAAUGAAAUAAAUAAGAAGCAGCCCUUGCUUAAUGACUCACUAGUUUCCUUUGUUUAUAUCUGAUCUAUAACAUAGUUUAACACUGGGUGGGGAGCCUACAGCCUUCCAUAUGUUGUUCUCCUACAAUUCCCAUCAUUCCUGACCACUGCCCAUGCUGGCUAGGGUUGUUGAGAAUCCAGCAACAUCAAGAGAACCACGGGCUCCCCACCCCUGUUUAACAGGACUGCUUUGACACUAUGUUGAUUUUUAUUCAGUUUUUCCUCUUCUGAACAGUUCUUAGCAUUUUUAUGUGCUCUCAAUUUAUGUGACGGUUAUUACUUAAUGCUCAGUUAAACUACUUGUUAGGUUGCCGGCUUUGUUUAUUUAAUUUCCUCUUGCAAUUUCCCUUUAGCUCUCUGUAUGGUAACAUGACAGUGGGACUCCAAUUUAAAGAGGUGCUGCGAGUGUAGCCAACAGGCUCUAGAAUCAUUUAAAAUGGGUGAGGAGGACAUUUUUGAGAAAAGGGUAUGCUGAAAUCGGCACCGGUCUAAUAUGCAGCAAGAUGAGGGAUUUUAAAAAUAAUUCUUUUGUUCAGAUAAAGCUGGAAUUUAAUGGGCCAGCUAUAAUAGGCAUAUAAUUUUGAUCCUUUCCCCAGAGCAGAUUUUUUAAAAAACCAAAUAUAACCUCUGAUCUCUUUAGAGAACUGAAUGCUGUGCCCACCUGUCCUGUGGACAAAGAAGUAAUAAAACUACAUGAAGUAAGAAAAUAAUUUAUGUUUACAUUCUUUGGAGGGUGCGGGGAGUCAAUCGAUUCAACAGUUUUGUGUGCAGUAUUAUUUGAAUGUACGUGAAGAACCUAUUCAAGUUUGGAGCCCAAUGAGAUUUUUAUACCAGAAUGUUUAAAUAAUUUUAAUCAUCAAAACAUGAAGAACAAACUUGGAAAUCCAGAACUCUCAGGAAUGGCCAGGUCUAUUUCCCCUCCUACUCCUGUUUUUAGGGGAAAGUGAGUUUUACAAUUGUGAAGCAAGUUUAUGGCUUCCUACCAGCCCUUCCUGUUAAGAUUUCACAUCAUGCUAACACAGUCAAGAGCCUUUGGGCUGAUCUUUAUGAUCCUGAUCUGUAUUAUGAGGUGAGGCAUUUCCUGUAAAAUAGAUACUAUCUUAAGCCAUUUAGGGUUUGUAGCUCAAAGCCACCACUUUGACCUCAUGCCCAGAAAAUAAAACUGCAACUACUGCAGGGGUGGAAAAAUUAUCUGUUCGUUCAGUUUAUUUCCUGCCCUUUAUCCAUGGUAGCAAACACAUCAGUAAUCAUAAAUUUUGAAGUCGGCUUAAAACAUUCUGGAAACCAGUGAUUUUCAGGAUUGACGGGUGCCUGGGUAAAUAGGAACGUUUUAAAAACUUCUCCUAAGUCAACAGUCGGGGAGAGAAGCGCACCUGAACAGGGAGGGCAAUUCUACAAAUGGGAAACUGACACUGAAAUGGCCCUGUCACAGGUCAGCAGCAUCUGACCUCCGGCGGCACCCCCAAAAAGGCCUCCCCUGCCAAUUGUGGGGUCUGAGUAACGGAAGGCUGCUGUCUCUGACCCACCUCCACAAUAGGGCAGUUGCAGGUUGGAGAGAACUCAAAGACAACAAACCUGAAUAACAGAGAAGAUGGAGCUGUGUAUGGAACUUGAGGUGGAUAUUCUGUGUGUUGGGAGGAGGAGAGCUGAGAUUUCUUCACCAGCGUAAUCCUUCCUGUUCAAGGGGUUUGUUUGAUAUAAUUUAUGCUCAUUUGAUGCCUAGUUACUCUCUCUCCUCUAGACCCUUCAAGCAUUUGAAACUAGCAUUAACCUCACUCCCCAAACUUCAACACUGGAAACUUGUUUAUCACAUACCGUAUUUUUUGCACCAUAACACUCACUUUUUUCCUCCUAGAAAGUAAGGGGAAAUGUCUGUGCGUGUUAUGGAGGGAAUGCCUACAGGUGGCAUGCCUAAGGAUUUUCCUCCUCUAAAAACUACAUGCGUGUUAUGGUCGGGUGCGUGUUAUAGAGCGAGAAAUACGGUAAUUUCCUCUGUAGCAAGACUGGCUUUUCAUUAAGUUUUAAAAGAUUAUAGUGAAUUAUGGACCUUCUGCGUGUGCUUUGAAAUAAGUUUUUAUACUCUUUUUAUUUAGGUUUUCAAAGACAAUUGCUGUAAAAGGGAAGUUCUCAAUUUGCAAGUGUUUUGCAGAAAUUCACCAGCCUGUAAUGCGAAAACGUCUCUGGGGCGAUAUCAGGUUUGCGUUCCUCAUCUCUUAAUAUCAAUUGAGCCAAGUUUUUAUGUCUUUCUGCCUUCAUGAAGCAACUGCACUUAUUACUAAAGCUACUCCCCCCCCCUUUUCUUUUUUAAUAUACUUUUUAAAACAUAAUAUAUAUUUUCCCAUUAUGAGUAUGAGAAGCGUCAGCCUGUGUGGGUGGGAACGCACUGCAAAUAAAAGACUUGAUAUUGCAUUGCUCUUAAACUACUUGUUUUACUCACUGGUACCUCAGUUUUUUUCUCUCUCUCCCUGUUAAAUAGAUCUCCUGUGGUUGUGGAAAAAAGGCAGGCCGUUGGCUUUGACCCUGCCAAAUGUGUACUGAGGGCAUAGGAGGGUGGGUGGGGGAGCAUGAAGCAUCUGUAUUCUUCCCAUCCAAUCCCUGCAAAUUCAAGGUGAAUAGUGCAGCUUCUGUGAUCUUACCACUUGAUCUUAUGCACAUGGAUUUAUAAAUCAGGCAGCAGUGAGCAAGAACAUUGGAUGCUAGUAAUUUAGCUUUUCCACCCACAGCUUACCAUAUUUUUCGCUCUAUAGGACGCACUUUUUCCCCUCCAAAAAUGAAGGGGAAAUGUGUGUGCGUCCUAGGGAGCGAAUGCAGGCUCCUUGGCUUCAGCGAUAGCAACGCGAAGCCUCCGAAGCGCAGAGGGAGAGCUCCUCCCACGCUCCGGAGGCUUUGCAAUGCUUUCGCUGAAGCCCUUGAAGCCCCCGGAGUGCAGGGAACUCCCGCUGCGCUCCGGGGGCUUCAGGCAGCUAUCUGCAAGCCUUCGGAGCGCAGCAGGAGUUCCCGCCGCGCUCCGAAGGCUUGCGGAUGGCCGCCUGAAGCCUGGAGAGCGAGAGGGGUCGGUGCACACUGAUCACUCUUGCUCUCCAGGCUUCGCUUCGCUGGAGAGGCGCUGCACAGUUUUCCCUCUGCGUAGCGCCCCUUCAGUGAAGCGGGAGGAGAAAUGGAAGGGGCUCCAUUUCUCCUGCUGCUUCGCUGAAGGGGCGCUGAGCAGAGAGGGGGAGAAUUUUUUUUCCCCUGUUCUCCCCCUCCUAUGGUCCGGUGCGUCCUAUAGAGAGAAAAAUACGGUAUUUAUUUCAUUUAUAAGCCACCUUCCCACACACCCCAAGAUGCUCAAGGUGCUGUACAUGGUACACACACACACACACACACACACACACACACCAUUUUAUCCAUUUGUGCAUUAAAUUUGUGUGUUCUUCUCAAAAGGGAAGAACAGAAAAGAAACUUGUCUUAAUUGUGCCAGACGUGCUUUAUAUUGGCAUUUGGGGCAUCUAAAAGUGGGGGGGGGGGGGCUUCUUUACAGCAGAGUGUAAAAGCCUAGAAACAUGCCUAGGUAGAAACCGGUGUGGUCUUAAGGCAAAUGUUUUGUAGGCAGAGAUGGAAGGGACGCUGAGAGUCAUCUAGUCCAGCCCCCUGCAAUAUAGGAAUCUCAACUUAGAAUAAUGGAUAUAGAAUAAUACAGUCUGUAGAAUAAUGGAACAGUAACCCUCUGGGGCAGAUUUGGGGACAGCACAGGGGGAGAAGAAGGAGGAAAUUAAUUAGAUGAAUACAUCAGAAGCUGCCUUAUAUUGAGUCAGUCCAUUGGUCCAUGGAGCUCAGUACUGUCCACUCUGGCUGGCAGCAGCUCUCCAGGGUUUCAGACAGGGGUUCCUCCCAGCCCAACCAGGAAACGCCAGGGAUUGAACUCGGGACCUUCUGUAUACAAGACGGGUGCUCUACCCCAGCUUUUCCUGUUGUUAUUAUUAUUAUUAGAAUUAGAAUAUACCCGGAGGUCUCAGGGCGGUUCACAGAAUAAAAUCAAAAUAUAAAACCACAAAAUACAUAAUCAAAAUAAAAACAACAACCCAAUAACCCCCCCCCAAAAAAACCCCUCACAUUUUAAAAGGGCAUAGUAAAAGGAAGCAGGACUCUGAAACCAACAACAACAACAGAAGAAGAAGAAGGAUUUGUGCAUGGCAAUGGGAAAGGAAAAGGCAGAGGCUUAUGGAGGAAGAGAGAGAUGUGACUGUCCCCACAACAAAUGCUUUAUUGAGAAGCUGUGGCUCACUGCAUUACCCCAUGAUUGUGCGCCCAAAGGUGCAAGAAACCAACAGAAUAUAGGCACAAUGUUGUUGACUAUGGGGUUUUUAGAGAGACAUCUGACCUUCCUUGCAGAUCCCAAAAUGUGGCAUGUUUUAUGUGCCUCCUGUACAUACUAUGGUGAUGUUAAUGAUGCAGGUAAUAUAUGGUAGUACAUGGUUCUGCUUUACAGGAUCACCUACAACAGUGUUUGUUCGAAAGCGUGCAGUGCACUAAUGAAGGGUGUUGUGAAAAAGUUAUUCGGAAGGAUUUGCAAGAACACCUAGGUUUGCAGUGCAGCUAUCGGAAGGAACUGUGCCAGUACUGCAAACAGCCUGUGACUUCAAUUGAUUUAAAGGUAAAAUGUUAGUAAAAAUGUCUCCAAAACACGGUGGAAAACCCUAAAUGUGACUCUUCCCUCUCUCUAUAUAUGAGCAAUCUCAUAUAUAUAUAUAUAUAUAUAUAUAUAUAUAUAUAUAUAUAUAUUGCUCUCCCUCUUCCUUCUGUCACAGCCUUGAAGAGCUUAAACUACAAUGAUAACAUGCACUUCUGUUUCUCUGUUAUAUCUGUGUUAGGUGUAGCAUUGCAAGUCCCAGGCUGCUGUGGUGUGUUGGUUGCAGGCCAAUAAGCUCAGUUUGAAUUGUCUGUGCAUAUUUCUAGACAUGGGCCAUUUACUUUUUAUUCCACUGUAGAAGAGAGAGAGAGAGAGAUGAGAAGCAAUAAAUAAAUAAAUAAAAAUCGGGGAGGGAUGUAAUGACAAUAAGUCUGUAAUAUGCAGCAGGUUAGAAAUGCCUACCUUAUAUAUGAAAACCACAAUCAAUCGACUGGAGCAUUGUGCAUUCCUCCUCUUCCCCCCCCCCCCUUGGAGUGAUGGAAAGUGCGCAGGAGUGCUUGAAAAAGCACUAUUGUUCAUUUCAGUUGGACUUGCACUGUCGUUUCCUAGUGGAUGGUCAACAUGAUUGCUUCUGCCUUUUGGGUUUGUGUUAAGUAGAACCAACCUCUUCAUUUCUCUUGAAUAACAGAUUUCCCAAUGUGUUUUCAGACUCACGAGAGAACAGAUUGUCCCGAUUAUCCCUUGAUUUGUCCUCAUGGCUGCCCACAGAUAAUUCUGACAAAAGAGGUACAAUGUUAUUUUCAUUUCAUUGCAAGUGUUGUUGAGAGAAGAGCAAAAUAGUCCCUAGUUGUUGCUAGCCUCUGCAUGUGGCAGUACGAGUUGCCGCCCUUCUUUGUGUUAGUAAUUAGGUGACAUUGCCAUCCAUGGAUAAUGUAAGAGCAUCUGUGGACCGCUUUGUUAUUGUCAUUGUCCAUGACUAGAUUUGGUGACGAUGCAGAGAGUGUAAUGUAGUUCCUUUUUGUACUUCUUUUGUAGGAAAUAAAGGUCAUAACGCACAAACCUUCUUCACCUAUAAUUAAUGUGUCAUUUAAAACUUGUUAAUAUUUGCAGGUAGAAGAGCAUGUCGUAAUAUGUCCGGAGGUGAAAAUUGAUUGUCCUUAUAAAAAGUAUGGCUGUUCUACAAAGGUAUUGUAAUGCAAUCAUCCAUGGUCCUACAGUAGAUGCUAAUUCUCCAAAGCAUAAAAGGGCACUAGCUAACCAAUGUCUCUUUCUGCUUCAUCCUUCUUUUUUUGUUCCUCUGGUUUAAUUUUUUCAGAAUAUCCCUGCUGAGAUUUUCCCCUUGUUACGUUUUGUUUUGUUUUGAUUUUUUUUGCUUUAGAAUGAUUUUAAAUCUGUUUAGUUUAUAAUGUGUCAGGUUAGCUUUGUUCUCACUACAUGUUUAUAUUCUCAUUUUAGAUUAAAAGAGGAAAACUUUCAGAACAUGAGAAUAUGUACUUGAGAGAACAUAUGCUUCAGAUCUUAGAUAAGAACUCAAAGCUGGAAGAUCAGGUAUAGUAUGGCAUUUCCUCCCAAACCCUUCAGCUUCUAAGUGGAAACAACCGACAGUUCUAAAAAUUCAAAGAGGUUCAAAAGAGGCUAAACUUCCCUUAGUUCCACAAGUGUCUUACACAUGUACUUGUGCAAUUUGCUAAUUUUGGAGAAAUUACUACUGCUUGUGAGAUCUUUAUUGGAGACAAUUGUCCACACACACAGCAGCUAGUUGGGGGCGGGGAACCACACAUCCACGCCACUUUUACAUACCCUCAUUACAGAUUCACAGUAGCACUUUGCAGAAGGGAGUAUGCAAAUUAGCAAGAAGGUAAUUUGCCUCAAGUACUUUUUCAUGUAGCAAACUAGAAGGAAGGAUGAGGUUUGGUCGAAAGUAUAUAUGCAGACAGAAGUCUGGAGCCCUGGGGGGGGAAAUGUUGCUAAUUAAGAAUCUGUAGGUUGACAGUUAUCUUUUUUUAUUAUUACAUGCAAAAAGUACCCUUCUCCCCCUUUGAAGGCCCCUUCCCUUUGCAUUUCCAUAUGAUUGCAGUAUUGUUGUUAUUACGUUAAGGUCUGGGUACAGUGAAAGCUUUUGUAUGAAGAAAGGGCAAGUAGUAAUACUAAUCUUCCAUGUAUCUGCUUCAAGGUUAUUUCUGCAGUGCUUUUGGCACCCUUAUUGUUCUCUGAAGGGUGUUUAUGUGUUAGGGGCCAUUUGGUACCUUCCAACAUUUAUAAUGUGUGGUGAUCCUUCAUUUGAAUAUGAUGAACUUUAGAAAGUCGGCUUGAAAAGAGGAAAGCAUGUUUCAGUUCCUCAUGCCAUGCUAAAACUGUUGAGUGUGUGCGUGAGUGUGUGUUCUACAGAAAGUCACUGUGAGGUUAGGUGUCACUUUACUUAUGAAAGAAAAACCUUCUGAAUCUAGCAGCAUGGUACUCAUUGAUGCAUAUUUAAAUCACACCCUAGAAACAAUGGGUUUUGAUUGUUGGCUACCAUUUUUUCUGUUGCUAUUGAUGUGUAUAGCAUGCAUCAGUGGGGGGUGGAGGGAAUUGUACACACUAUAAACUUUCCUGGGUGUCCUUGUUGGCAUGUGUCUACCUUGGGAGACAAUGGAGGAGUGCGCCUUCGUGGGUGAAGUCAAACUAUGGGAGAGUUACAGUGCCUGCUGUGGCUGUAGAAACAGAUGCAGGACAGACAUGUUUUGUUGCAGCUGAGGCAAAAUCAAUCUGUCAUAGUCCUAGGCAGUGGACAAAAACAGAGAGAUUGUUAAGCCUCUGGUGGGCUACCAUACUUGGUUGUUGGGUCUGUGUGGAUCACAAGAUAAAAACUGACCCAGUCGAAAGUGAUUGUGGGAAUUAUCCUUGGGCUAUUAGCUUGUCCAUCUCUUAACAGCUGAGCAAUCCCUCUGGGUUGUAUUCAGUGUUAGCUCUGUUCUGAGUUAGACAUGACUAACAUGGGUCUACUUUGAGCAUUAGCUGGAUUUAACCCUUGUUUCAUAAUUCAGUUUUUUCAUCAGUUUUUGUGUCUUUUUAAAAAUAAAACAUUAAAUUUACAACUUCGCAUUUUAUUUUGUAGAUCUCUGACCUUUAUAACAAUCUUGAACACAAAGAGAGAAAAAUACAGCAGCUAGCAGACACGAUUAAGAAGUGUGAGAGAGAUUUCAGGCAGUUUACACAGCUGUACGGUAAAAAUAGCAACUUACUGGCAAGCACUCAGGUAAUCCCACCCUCCUUCCUAACAGAGUUUCUGCUUCAAAGAAAACACAACAGUGUCUAUGUGGAGAUACUGCCUGCACUGUGCUAGAUUCAGCUUAAAAUGUGAGGUUUUCUGGCUCUGCUUAACCUGGACAUCAUUUCCAUUUUGUUUUCAUAGUUCAUUCGCGUGCUGAAAGCAAAAAUGGAUUCCCACCCCUCUGUGCUUUCAGAUUGCACAUGUGUGGUGACUGUCUCCUGCAUGCAUUGGGUGAAACCCACAUAACUGGGAUACAAAAUUGAAGUUUGCUUGCUCUUGAUAAAAAUGAUUAUUUAUGCAGCUCAAUAAGUGAGCAUAAACAUUGGAGACUUACUGCACAUUGUAUGCAGUAUUAUAUAUCAAAUGUAUUAUAUCGUAUGUUUUGCAGUCUAUGGUCCACCCAAUGAAAUGUUUUCUGAUUAGCAUAUAUUCAUUUUCCUGUGGGGAGAUGGACUGCAAACAAUGAAGUCAGAAAGAAAUGAAAUGCAGAAAAGUACAGUUUGGUAUAUGUAACUUGAGAAUUCCAUAAACCAACAAAAUAACAAGCAAGUGUAAAUCUCCAAGAACCUCUCAAUCUAAAUUUUAGCACUGGGGUGGAAAAAGGGCACUAGGAACAACCAUUUUGUUAAAGCUAUACCAUGGCAUGGUACUAAAGCAGAAGGUUAAAACUGUCACAACAGUUGAGAUUGCAGUGAGGAAGGAAGGAAAUAUCCUGAAACCGUUGGCAAAGAUCAUUGCUGCAGACAUAGCAUCAACCAUGAAAUGUGGGAGUAAACAAAGAGGACCAGGGGAUAGAAAACUAUUUGUGCAAGACAAAGCCAUUGGACUUUUUCGCCUCGCACAAUUGAGAUCGUGACGACAGACGAUUUAUGAUCCUAACUGAAAAGAAACCUUUGGAAAAACUCGGAGGAGGGAAAUGCAGUCAAUGAUAGACUUUAAUAAACAAUUUGUAAUACUAGUUUGUCGUCUUCAAUUUUAUUUUAAAAUUGCAUGUCUUCUCCCUUCUCUCUCAUCCCCAUAUCGCUAAAGACUUUGGCAAUUCACAUUGAUAAAUCUGCCUGCCUGGAAACACAAGUGAGACAGCUGGUGCAGAUGGCAAAUCAGCAGCAGAGUAAAUUCAGCCUGAGACCACUUCUGGAGACCAUUGAUAAUAUAAAGCAAAAGGUUGCUUUCCUGGAAUCAUACGAGCAGCGUUUAGGUAUAUUGGGGAUUCUUCUCUUCCUAAAGUGUUUUGGUGUUAUGGGGGUGGUAAGCUAGUUUAGUUUACUUAAGAUCUAAAAUUCUAAAAUGCCAUUGAGGGGAGUUGAGGCUUUUACAAGUUCAUUCAUGUACUUUUCUCAGCAAACCACAUGGCUACCUAGUGGCACACUGGUCUCCUGCUUUCCCUAUGUGUUCUCCUUUGGUUCUAGAGAGCCAAUGCUUGAAUGGUUAUUUUGCUGGUCUUUUUGGGGGAGGGGAGGUUAAGCAUGGAAGGGGUUGUGGUCUUCCUCUUUUAAGUUUUUUUUUACAAGAGGUUUGCAUGUCAAAGAGUUUAGAAUCCAAAUCCAUGUAUCCUACUAAAAACGGACAGACCACUGACUUCAGCGUUGCCCCCAAUCUGCAGAAAAAGUAGGUUGCAUCACAAGGAAUGGAGCUGUUAGUGCCAGACUCUGAACAGUUGCUCUGGAUCAGUGAUGGCCAAACUUAGCCCUCCAACUGUUUUGGGACUACAAUUCCCAUCAUCCCUGACCACUGGUCCUGUUAGCUAGGGAUGAUGGGAGUUGUAGUCCCAAAACAGCUGGAGGGCCAAGUUUGGCCCUCACUGCUCUAGAUAGUUAGAUGUUAAAUAUGUAAAAAUGAUGCCUAAUACAAACUCUGUAAGUGUCUGUAUGUAACCCUCUCUUAUCUCCCCACAUUUCUUUCUCUUAGUUGUUCUGGAAGACUUGUCCAACCAACAUGAUGUCCACCUCAGUAUCCACAGGGCACAACUUAACAAAAACGAAGAACGGUUUAAACUUCUAGAAGGGACAAGUUACAAUGGGAAACUGAUCUGGAAAAUUGUCGACUACAAGAUGAAGAAAAAAGAGGCUAUGGAAGGACUCUGUCCCUCUGUAGUCAGCCAGCCUUUUUACACCAGCCGCUGUGGGUACAGGUUGUCUGCCAGAGCAUACCUGAAUGGGGAUGGUUCAGGAAAGGGCACUCACGUUUCCUUGUACUUUGUAGUGAUGAAAGGGGAGUUUGAUUCAUUGUUACCGUGGCCUUUCAAGCAAAAGGUCACACUUAUGCUUCUGGACCAAAGUGGGAAGAAACAUCACAUAACAGAAACCUUUAAAGCCGACCCUCACAGCAGCAGCUUCAAGAGACCUGAAGGAGAGAUGAAUGUUGCCUCAGGGUGUCCUCGGUUUGUUGCACAUACUGUGCUCGAAAAUGCAAAGAAUACAUACAUCAGAGAUGAUACACUCUUCCUGAAAGUAGUGGUGGAUUUAACUGACCUCGAGGAAUUAUGAGAGAGCUUGGAAGAGAACUGUUAAAGGUGAUGGCUUGGUGAUUUAACUGGAUUGCUUUCAGACAACAGGAAAAAGCUGCUAUUCACUCUGCUGACCUACUUUUAUAUUCUUUUUUGAUAGCUUUGACUACUUCUUUGGUACUUUUUCAACUUGCAUUAAGAAAACUGGUCAAGUCUCUAAUGAGGUGAAUUUGAAGCAUAUAGCAAAACUUGGUAUUUGGGAGAGUUUUUUUAUGUCUGAAAAGCUCUUAACUGAGUCAUUAUUUAUCUCAGGAGACACAUUAUCAGGUGAUACUACAGCAGAAUAUUCCAAAACCCAAAUGCAGGUCCAUCAGUUCUUCUCACUCUGUUACAAGCAUUGCUAGAGGUGCUAUUCACUAGGGAAUGUUUGGGGCAUUUCACAAGUUUGCGGCAAACGAAAGAAUUCUAAUGUUAAUUUGGGCUGAAGGUUAGAUUGACACACUUCCCAUCUACCCCACUGACAGCCUGAUCCUAUGUAUUUUUGAAUUCAUUGGGGUUUGCUCUCAUGUAUAGAGAGGACUUAAAGGUAAAGGUAAAGGUACCCCUGCCCGUACGGGCCAGUCUUGCCAGACUCUAGGGUUGUGCGCUCAUCUCACUCUAUAGGCCGGGAGCCAGCGCUGUCCGCAGACACUUCCGGGUCACGUGGCCAGCGUGACAAGCUGCAUCUGGCAAGCCAGCGCAGCACACGGAACGCUGUUUACCUUCCCGCUGGUAAGCGGUCCCUAUUUAUCUACUUGCACCCGGAGGUGCUUUCAAACUGCUAGGUUGGCAGGCGCUGGGACCGAACGACGGGAGCGCACCCCGCCACGGGGAUUCGAACCGCUGACCUGACGAUCGGCAAGUCCUAGGCGCUGAGGUUUUACCCACAGUAAAACGCUUGAGAGCAUUUCUUUUAUACACACACACACACACACACACAUAUAUAUAUAUACAUAAAUAUAUAUAUAUACAUACAUACAUAUACACAUAUAUAUAUACACACACAAACACGUGAUUAUGUGCUUUAGAAUAGGCCCUAUUUCAUAAAAUGCAUGACUGUGGCAUCUUUUGAAAGCAAACCUAGUAUCUAGGAAGAUCCCUAGAUCCUGAUUUUAAAGCACUUCAGUUAGUUGAAAGUUUUCAAGUAGCAGUCCUGUGGCACUUCUAAGGUGAGUUCACAUGUGUGCGCAACACAAUCUGAUCACCCACAGUUUGAUAGCUCCUGUAAUGCCCGUUGUGAUAGGAGUUGAAUAGAAAGAACCAGUGCUUUUUUUCUUUUAAAAAAAAUGUUUAGGGGUACUCUCAUUUUGACUCAAGAAAAUCACUAUUUUAUAGUUCGGAUCGAAAAAAAUAAAUACAGUAAAUGGACAAAAGUACAAAGAUUCACAAAAUGUUUAGGGGUAUGCAUCCUCUCCUGCCACCCACUUUAUUAAUCUGCUUACUUCAGAUAUCAGAAUGAAUAGGGUGAUUGAACAGUUGCCUUUUAUUUUUUUAAUUGCAUGGAAUUUGGGUUCUCCGCAUAGAUGGAUUACAGCAAAUAACUCAGAAAAGCACUUUACAAAAGCUAUCCAAUUAUUUCUAUGUAAAUAUGGAUGUGAUGUUUUCCUGCAAAGGAGAGUCUUGAUAAACACAGAGAUUAAUAUAUUGAAACCAAAAGUCCAUGGUGGGUGUUUUGGGGGUGAAAUCAGCAAGAAUUAUGAGCACUGGACUUAUUUUCAUACAUAGGUGUGUGGCUGAAAUCAGAUAUACUUUGAAGUUGCCACAAGAAUGUUGUUUUAAUUCUCUUUCUGCUCCCUUCUUUCUAGUUGAUGUAAUUUGCCAUACUAGGGUGUUGUGAGGAUUUAUUGCAUUGAUGUUGUAGUUUUUUGAGCAUGAAAGGGUGGUGCUUUAAUAGAUAUAGUGUGAGGGAGUUUGAUGUUGAGUGUGUAGGUGUAUUUUCAAAACAACUUUGAAAGCAUGUUCAUUUUUGUCUAAACUGAAUUGCCAUCUUACAAGCACUGAAUUAUUUUUACUGUUUUUAACGACAGGUUGAAAUGCAAGUAAGGCUGUGAGUUUUUUCAGGGAUGUGAGAUCCAGCCCUGAGGCAUUACCAGGCACUUUGCAAUACUCUUUCCCCAUCCUCUCAGAAUGUAUUGCCUCUUGGCUCACUGCUUUUAAUAGCAUUGUCUACUAUUCUUGUUUCCUUACUAUGAUGGGGCUUGCAACCACAGCUGGAAUAGCAGGGUGACAAAGGAAGCAUUGUGGCAUAUACCUAGUGGGUUCCAAGUUCUGAAGGAUGGAAUUCUCUAGCCUGGGAUUUGCAGCCAUAUCACUGCCUUGUGUGUUAAUUUUUUUGUAAAGUUGACCACAUUUAUUAAAGAGGCUGUAAAGCUAAAAUUGCUUUCUUUCCUUUUUUUUUUUUUUUUAGAGAAAAGCAGUUUUCUAAUUCUUUUACUAAUGAGAAUUUGUAAGUCCUUCCCUUUUUUAAUACAGGAGAAAAUUUGCUUUAAAUAUUCCAUUUUAAUACCUGGGCCCCAUAAAGUUUACAUUUCUGUGCCAACUUGUUGAUAUGUUCUUAGAUAUGUUUGAUGUAUUUAUUGCUGUAGGUUUUUAACCUUUUGUUAUGAGUGGUUCACAUUUUUCAAUAAAUAUUAAAAAGCCAAUGGUUCUUAAACGACUCACCU
This is a messenger RNA of Podarcis lilfordi (Lilford's wall lizard), 31447 nucleotides long. The record is from the annotation of a GenBank genome assembly. Lineage: Eukaryota; Metazoa; Chordata; Lepidosauria; Squamata; Lacertidae.